CUCGUCCACGGUGCUCCGUUAGUGCGUGUACCGACGUGGCAAGACGACGCGAUAAAUGUACGCGUAGUUGAUAAAUAUUGAAUAGGUUUGAUCGCUCGUUGGAAAACAAACACAAGUAUUCCCCGACGUGGAACGUUUUGGAACGCGUUAUCGAAAAACGACUAUUUUUCUGCACUUCCAUCGUAAAUGGUCGACAUCGAACCCGAUCGGACAUGAGAAGAUCGUCGUGGACGUUUUUGAGCGUCGCGCUGCUGUUCUGCGCCCUGUUGCUGACGGUCGCGACCGAACGACAAGAUGAGGGCGAUGACGACGACGACGACGAUGGCGCGCACGAGUUCGAGGAAAAAGUUCUUCGGGCAUGGAUAGAACAGUUGAUUAAAAGGUACAAUAAAAACGUUCAAUCGGCCACUAAUCCGACGAACAUACAGCGCAUCGCCAAAAAAAGUCGAACGAGUUCUUCAGCCACGGGACCAGCGCUGAACCAUGAAAACGUCGCGCCUCUGCCCAUCAAUUCGAUCAUAUUCAACCCGUAUUACCAUCCGACCUUUUACUCCAGUUACAUUCCUUUGCCAUACGGCCCGACAACGCAUCUGAUACCCAUUACUCAUGUAUCGUAUCCACAACAAGAAUAUCACCAUCGCGUUUUUAUACCCGUACACGCACAACUACCGUACGAAUACACGCAGGUUCCGAACAUCAUGAGUUCAACGCUGAUCAAUGGUCACCCGAAAAUCAAACGUCCCACAAACGUUCCAUUACAUUACGUUCCUUCGAAUAUCCAAGACGAAAUCCAAGACUACGACCAGGCUCAAGAUCUUGACGGUUUUGGGCAGCAACACGUGACAGCUGAACACGCACAAAUCGAUCAGGGGAUAUACGACGAAAACGGAAAGCCGAUACCGGCUACAAGGGACGGUAAAUUGGUUGAUAACAUUAAUAAUCUUCCGAGUACGAUGUCAACGGAACCUCACCAAAUGAACGAAUCGCAGAAAGCCGAAUUCCUGUCGUCGACUAAUGACAUUACUAUGAGCACUACGCCAGUAUCGAUGACGAUAUCGGACAAUCCAAGCACAUCCGAAGCGUUUGGCGACCCAGUUUCACAGACUCCGUCAGAUAACGUAUACCGUUCAUCAGACAAAUUAAACAGUACCAUGAAGCUACUUUCCUCGCAGUCUGUUACAAAAGAACCGUAUUUAAUAAAGACCUCGGAGGACUUAGAAACUACCACUGAGAUUGUAACUACAAGCUCAUACGUGAAUAAUCCAGAAGACGAAUCCACGAAAACCGAAGAGGAUUAUCAACCAAAUGAACCACGAGAGUCAGUCGAUACAACGACGGAUAUUUCGGACACGUCGGUUAUAAACGUGGAAAACGCAUCAAAAAUAAAUAACACGACACAAACCCCAAUGGCUACAACUAUAUUUUCCGCAUUAUUGUAUUCCAUGACGCCAUCAGCUCCAACCACACUGCAGUGUAAAAAUAAUGACUGUUCAACAACAAAUUCUACAUACGAUAUGACACGGAGUGUCAAAACAACUAAGCACCAGGACUUGCAUGAAAGUCCAGUUCAAAUGGGAUCGAUUUAUUCUUCGACGCAAUCUGCAAGUAUCAACUACAAGCAAUCGAAUGCGAUUAGUUCAUCAACACGUCUACCGCCAACAUCCAAUUCAGAGAUACUUCCCUAUACCUCUUCAAUAAUGCCUAACAAUGUUCUGCUGUCGCUUCAAGUCUCAGAGGCAUUAACUACGCUACAGCCUACGUUUUUGCAGCCGUUCGACAAAUAUAACGAAAGCACACCAACGAGUAUAAAUGACACUACAUCAAUUCAGAGAUUACAGUCAUUAAAUCAUAAUAUUACCACUACCACAAAGUUGAUAGAAACCGAAACUAGAACAACUCCAUUGAUUAAGAAUAAUGGUCAGAACAAUUCGAAAAAUGUUGCUCAGAAUGUGAGCAUAUUAAUGUCGCUAGAUAUUUCAAAAAAACAUGAACACGAUGCAUCUGCAAAGACUGAAAAAGAUAAUUUUCCAUUAGGUUUAAAUAUUACACCGAGCGAAAAUCUUGUAAGCCGAACGCAAACCUCCACUGAAAAGUCAGACGUGCUUACGAAUAUCGAAAUGGGUCGUUAUCCCCCGGCUAUUGCAAGUGAAACGAGUAGCUCGUUGAAACCAAUAAUGAAGUCUACUAAACUGUUUAAUUCAAUUCAAAAUAAAGCCUUGUUUACCACAGUAUCUGGUGAAUCGACGUAUAGAACAUCGGCAAACGACCAAGAUCGGCAUACGAGUGGAACAUCUUCACUGACUCCGCAGACGUUGAAAGGUUCAGACCUUUGGUACAGUCAACUCUACACUCAAACUCCUCCCAAAAAAGAAUUGAAUGAAGAACAAAUCGAUUUUCUAUUGAAAAAGCUGAUAAAGCUGCUGAGGCCAGAAAUCGAGAAACAGUCGAUGACUAAAGAUAGCAUUACCAGGUUCGUGACUCCGAAACAUGCGAAUCAAGAAAAAUUAGUGUACAUCAUACUUCCGUGGAUUAGAGACACGAAUAAAAAUGUAAGGAACGAGGAACGAACGGAAAACACUACAGGUCCAUUAAAAACUUUUGAUAAAAUAUGAUUUGGUUUUGUAAUAAUAUAUUUAAUAAA
Messenger RNA from Sipha flava (yellow sugarcane aphid), 2641 nucleotides. RefSeq names its product filamentous growth regulator 23-like. The record is from RefSeq and is a predicted model, not a curated record. Bases 213 to 2612 code for a protein of 799 amino acids. The transcript has 2 exons. Lineage: Eukaryota; Metazoa; Arthropoda; Insecta; Hemiptera; Aphididae.